This is a messenger RNA of Rhineura floridana, 11329 nucleotides long. It is a transcript of the gene N4BP2, whose product is annotated as NEDD4 binding protein 2. NCBI's taxonomy places the organism in Eukaryota, Metazoa, Chordata, Lepidosauria, Squamata, Rhineuridae. Bases 1073 to 6493 code for a protein of 1806 amino acids. The record is from RefSeq and is a predicted model, not a curated record. Gene Ontology annotation, molecular function: ubiquitin binding. The transcript is spliced from 21 exons.
GUCUGGUCAGCCACUCCACAGUCACCUGGAGCGAACUAUGGGGCCUUAUUCCGCCCGCUUUAGAGGUUGGGCAGGGAAAUACAUAAACAAACAACGAAUAGGACUGACGGUUUCUUCUCCCGUUUAGUUUUAUCAGGCUCGUGAGCUCUCUUCAUUCAGAGCGGGCUUCGUGGUUUUUGUUCCCCCUUUCUAGAUGUAGGAGCAAGCCUUGCUUCAGACUGUGGCUCCCUUGGGCCCGGAACUUGUUUUUAGCGCCGUAGCUCAGCGCUGGGGCACACGGGAUAAUUGAGAAACGUCUCUGAGGAUGGCCAGGAUUUCUGUGCCUUCACGCCUGAAUAACUAUAGAUCGACCGACCGACCGAAACCUGAGAUUUCACAGCGUAAGCACUUCAUAAAUAAGUCUGCAAUUCUGUACGUUUACUUAUCUAGGAGUAAGACCUAUUGAACUCGCUUGCAGAUUUGUAAAUCAACAGUCAAUUACAAAAUACGCCAUAUGCCUCCAGUCUAUACUCUUCAUAAGGAAAGUGACCCUGGAAAGGUUUUGUUGCUGGGGAACGUGUGCACCGCGAACCAAAAAAGUUUGAGAACCACUGGAUUAGAUAGAUUAACCCAAGGAUGUUAUGCUGCAAUUCACUUGGCUGCCAGCAGGUGGUGCUGUGAACUACUGUGUGAUGAUGGACUUCUGAGAGCUAAUGGGCCAGCAGAGGAGGAAGACAGACAGGCUUUGGUUAAUGAACCCAUCAUGAAGAUGAUCAAAGGGUGCAGCAGACUCUGGACUGGGUGAUGCACAGAUGAUGCAAACAGAGGUGUGGGCUAAUGUAGCUACCAAAGUUCUUAGCAGUCUGUAUCUGGUGUCAAGUUUGUUUUGGCCUUUAAGUCACCAGAAACAGAUGAAGUGUAGAAAUAGGGGACCAGAUGAAUCUUUCUUUUUCCAAGUUAUAAGCAUGCUCCUGAAAGUUUGCUCUUUUUGAUCUGGGUAUGUUGUCUGUACAAAUGAUAUCCUGCUGUUUGUGACAUACUCAGCAUUAUGUCGACAAAAUAAAACACAAAGGAAAAUUUAUUUAGGAGAAAAAUGCCAAAGAAAAAGAAAAAUCUUGGUGUGAGCCCAUCAAGAAAGAGCAUAAACUCAGAGACAACGGCUGCUAUGGCUGCAGACUUGGUACCUUCUUCAGUAGAUCUAACAAUGUUGCAAGCACCACAUGGGACUGAUAAAGAAGAACUCUUCAGCAGUCUUUCAGAAAUGUUUUCUGACUUGGAUCCCACUGUCAUUUACAUGGUGCUUUCUGAAUGUGAUUUCAGAGUGGAAGAUACUAUGGAUUAUCUACUAGAACUAUCUACAGCUGCUAAGAAUAUAAUAUCUUCAUCAAAAGUCGCAGGUUUUGAUUCCAUAUCUGCAUCACUAGUUGGUGAAAAUCAGCCAAGCUCUGUUACUACUGAAACAGAGUGCCAAAGCUCUGCUGCAAUACAAAUUGACAAGCUUAACAAAGAAUUUAAAAAGUCCUUGUCAUCUGAAGAACUGGUUUUGUUGCAACAUAAUUCUUCUGAGAAAAAAAAUCUAAAUAGUGAAAUGAAGGAUUCAAAAAAUAAGCAUAUCUCAGGUAAUCUGUCUCUGACUUCAAACCACGGUAGUUCUGAUCAUGUUAAGGAGUUAUCUGAGUGUGCAAAUUCCAGUUUGGGCUAUAAUGCUGUGCUUUCCUCACAAAUAAUGGAAACAGACAGUGAAAAAUUAGAAACUUUCUUCACAUCAUUUAAUCCAGGUUAUGACAAACCCUGUGCAGUAGGUUUUGGAAAAUCAGGUAUUCAAACAAAGGAUAACCCAUUAGAUGAUGUGAAUAUCUUUGCACAGAUCCCAGAGAAUUGUAAUUUACCUGAAGUUGUACUUGACAGUGGUGCAGUUCCAGAAGUCAUUUCGCUAGCCAGCAUGGAAUUGUCUUGUAUUGACUCCUGUAAAAUACAAAAUGUUGUUUUGGACCUUACAACACUAAAUGACAUGCCUGCUCAACGCUGCCAGGGGAUUACUGAAUUUCAAACAAGUGCAUUUGACAAUUCUAGUUCUUGUUCUCACAAUAAUAAAAAACAAGGAAGUUCAGUGACUGUGUCUAAUCAAAAAAAUACUUCUGUACCUGACCUAUGCGCAGAGUCCACUUUCAAAUUGGCAUCGUUUACAAAUGUUGACCAGUCUCAGCAGCAGUGGAAUUCACAAUUUUCUGUGCUUCAGAAACAUUCUCAGGAAUGUACCUGGAAUCUAAUGUCUCCUGCCUUUUAUCCUCAAAGCACAAGUCAUAGCUUUGUAACUCCAGUUGCAAUCAGCCCAGGAAAGUGGAGGCCUGCUUCAAACUAUAGGAGUCUUGGGAAAAAAUACUCCUCUCAAGCAACAUCACAGUCCUGGGACAACAAUUCUCUGCCAAAGGCAUGGGGAAAUGUGGCUGGGAGCCAAAAAAAUGACUUUUCUCAAGUAUGCCAGCUCCCUGUUUGUCACAUGAUGAGAAGAAAAACUCCUCUCACAGGCCAUGUGCUGCUGCUUCUUAGAGGGGUUCCAGGAUCAGGGAAAUCAUAUUUGGCAAGGGCUUUGCUUGAGGAUAACCCUGGUGGUAUCAUUCUUAGUACAGAUGAUUAUUUUUACCAAAAAAACGGACAGUACCAAUUUAAUGCUGAUUGCUUAGCACAAGCACAUGAGUGGAACCAGAAACGUGCCAAAGAAGCAUUUGAAAAAAGGAUCACUCCAAUAAUAAUAGACAACACAAACACACAGGCUUGGGAAAUGAAGCCUUAUGUUGCUUUGUCCCAGGAACACAAAUAUAAAGUUAUAUUUCGUGAACCGGAUACCUGGUGGAAGUUUAAACCCAAAGAACUAGAAAGACGAAAUGUUCAUGGUGUAUCAAAAGAAAAGAUCAAAAGAAUGUUGGAACGGUAUGAACGGUGCUUGACUGUCAGUUCAGUUUUCAAUUCUUCAGUCCCAGAUGAAUUGAAGAGUGCUACCUGUGAUGAAGUUCUCCUUCAGGAAAAGGGACAGGGGAAGGAAGAGAUGACUCCUUAUGGGAAGAACAAGGAACUUUUUGCUUCACCUUCGAAAAGUAUAGAAUUAAAUAUGGAUGAUAAGCGUCUGCUGCAGAAAGUUACACUGGAAAACCCAACUCUCCUGAAUAAAAAUAGAGAACCAGAGUAUCAGGUACAAGAGUGUACUACUAAAUGUAGUAUCUCUCCAGAAGACUUGGAUAUUUAUACAUCAAAAAGGAGAGACAAAAUUGAUUCUGCUCUUGAAACAGAAAUAAUUAAGACUGACUUAGCAAAAUCUGAGGAAAGUGAACUCUCACAUUUCGGUAUCAGUGAAAAUAUUCAGAAGUACAGCAAUAAGGAAGCAAAAGCUCAAAUUGAAGCAAAUCAGUGUACUGAAGUACUAACAGCAGCAGUGUUAAAACAGAGAAAAAACAUGAAUGAGGGAGAUGAGAGCUCAGUAGGGCCAGAGAUAGUAAACUUUGUGGGAGACUGGCCAGUAGAACAAACUAUGGGGCAGAGAGUGAAAAGAACUAGAAGGCUAGAAAAAUUUACUAUAAAAAAUGACAAAGAGGAUAAAGGUGUAAGCAUGCCAAAUGUUGAUGCAUUAAAGAUUCUAGAUGAAGAUGAAAAAGUGGACCUGAUUAAUUUUCAUAAGGAGCUGCCACUUUCUGGAAAUAAGCAGGAAGCAACCAAACAAUCAUCUGCCUUUAUGUGUGGUGAUGAUACAGAAGAUACAUUAGGACAGCUGAUGAUAGGAGACUGGCCUUUCCAAAACUCUUUAGAGCAAAGACAACACAAAAUGAAAAGAAUACUGAAGAAAAGCCUUAGUGAAUCGGAAGAGAUUAGAAGUAGUCAAUGUGAUAUCAACAAAAGUGCUCUGAAUGCAGAUGUUCUUCCUAGAACACCUGCAGCAACUGGAGAGCUACAUGUCUCAUCAAAGAAGGAAAGUUUUCUGGCACUUGAAAUCUCUGCUUCUGAAACUGUUAGUCAGAAAAGGCCUGUGCAGAACAAGAGAACACGCAAGCAUCAUAAAUUAGCCCUAACAUUUACCAACAAUUUGCCCCUCAAUAAACCAGAGGAAGAACUAUCUCUGUCAAAUUUGCUGGAAGAGAAACCUGAAGAAUGUAUCAGGACAGACGCCAGUAAGUAUUCACAGACAGAGCCCCAAGAUUUUGCUCUUCUGUGGAGGCUUGAAAGGAAAAUUAUUGUUUCCGAGGAUACCAAAGUGUUACAUGGGAAACUAGAUGGAUUCAUACCAAAAGGAGUUCAUGCUGUUUCAGAUUGUCCAGAAAAAAUACCCUAUAAAGUAAGCUAUGAGAAAAGCACUUAUGUAGAAGACAGUGAACUUGUCACUAUUGAUGAAGCAGAGAAUCUAAAUAUUUUGUGUACACUCUUUGGGUCCUUUUCAUUUGAUGCACUAAAAGACUUGUAUGAAAGAUGUAAUAGGGACAUUGAUUGGGCUACAGGGAUCUUGUUAGAUUCUGAUGAGAAGUUGUGCAAAGAUGAUGAGGUUGGAUGCUUGCAGGAAGCAGGAGUUCAGCCCCCUGGCAAGACUCUUGACUUCAAGGAAAAUUCUGGUUGUGGAGAGAGACAUACAGACUCUGAAAAAGCCACUCAAGUAGUUGUGACGUCUAGAAUUAGUCAAGAUUCAGAAAUAAUGAAUCUCUCCAUUGAUGAUGGAGGUAAUGGAAUUUCUAGAAUAAAAGAGGAAGUACCCAACUUUUUAACUGCUCCCCUGGCAAAAAGCAAAAAUGCCACGCAGUGUGCUCUGAGAGCUCAUGUAAAAGAAUCAGGAAAUAAGAAACCUCUCUUAGAUACCACACAUACAGAAGAGAUGAACUCUGUUACACUAUCAGAAAAUGAGCAGCAGAACCUGGCAUCGCAUAUUGAAAUGGACUUAAGUGUUCCUAUAACCAUACCUGAUGAUUUUAAUGGCAGACCUAACACUUUGAAACCUAUUUUUGAUGUGAAAAUAGACAACGGAUCUUCAGAGGAACAUCAAGAGUGUUCAGUAAUAGAAGAUGUAGCUGUGCAGGAGCUACCAGCUGAUCUAAUACUUACAAAGGCCUCUGCAAGCAAGGGAGACAAAUUUGAGGUCUACAGAGAAAUGAACUGUGAGCCAAUGUUUUUAAUUGCAGCAAAAAAUGAAGAAAACAGGAUACCUAAUCAAGAUGAUGAUAAAAAUAAAUUAGUGAGCCCCACCCCUGUAUCACAGUCUGUGAACAUAGAUUGCCUAGAGCUGGUCUUGCCUCCUGAACUAGCCAUUCAACUAAGUGAAAUAUUUGGACCUGUUGGCAUUGAUUCAGGAUCUCUAACUACUGAAGAUUGUGUGGUUCAUAUUGAUCUGAAUUUGGCCAGAGAAAUUCAUGAAAAAUGGAAAGCAUCUAUUACGAAGCGACAGAGGAGAGAAGAGGAACUGAACAAGCUUCUUGAAGAAGAUCCCAUGCUGUUUGAGCAAUUCUGUCUAGAUGAGCUGGACAGCGUCCUUUCUCAACAUACGAACUGUCAAGUACAAAAGUCUGAAAAACUACCUGUCAACGUACUGUCUGAAAACUCGGCACCUUCAGAAGUUUUUCCUUUCAUGGAUCACUGGAAUGUCCAGACACAGAAAGUGUCACUCCGCAAGAUCAUGUCGGAAGAAAUUGCCUUACAAGAAAAAGAGGACCUGAAACGUUUUCUAUUUAUGGCUAGAAAAGACUGUGCUGCCAAACUGAAAGAGAAGCAACUCCUGGAAAUAUUCCCAACCAUUAACCCAAACGUCUUAAUGGACAUUUUCAAGGACCACAAAUCUCAAAUUAUUCAUUGUGCUGCUGCUGCUUUUUUUUGGCUCAGUUAUUCUUUGGAACAAACUGUCCAGUUUCUGAAUAGCAUUCUGGAGGCAGAUCCAGUAAAAACAGUUGUAGCCACAGAAGCUUCUCAGGGUGCCACACGCUCUUCUUGCAAUACUUCAAUGUUACGAGAGAAAAAGGCCAAAAUGUCCAAGGAGCCAGAAGACAUUCUCAGUGAGAAGAUGUUCCAAGACUUUGAAUAUCCAGGAUAUGAUGACUUCAGGGCCGAGGCUUUUCUUCACCAGCAGCAUAGGCAAGAGUGCCUGAGAAAAGCUGGAGAGGCAUAUCGCAUGGGAAUGAAGCCUGUAGCAGCAUUUUAUGUGCAACAGGGUCGCCUUCAUGAGAAGAAGAUGAAAGAAGCUAACCACGAUGCCGCUGUGCAAAUCUUUGAGAAAGUGAAUGUCUCAAAGCUGCCUGAAAACCUUUUGGACCUACAUGGUCUUCAUGUGGAUGAAGCUUUGGAUCAUUUAUGUAGAGUACUGCAGGAGAAAACAGAAGAGUACAACCUGGCUGGUGGUAAGCCAUAUCUCUAUGUGAUCACAGGAAGGGGAAACCAUAGCCAGGGAGGGGUUGCUCGCAUCAAACCAGCAGUUAUGAAAUACCUCGCAAGCCACAAGUUCAGGUUCACAGAAAUAAAGCCAGGCUGCUUGAAACUCAUGCUGACGUAAGAGAAUGUCACCAAGAGGACUGUGAAAGCUGGCAUUACUGAGAUACAAGCAACUUCUAAAUAUAUUGUGGUUACUAUACUACUUUAAAAAAAUAUUUUAUUGGAAAUAUUUUAACAUUUUUAGCAGGUGUGUUUUUGUCAGCAUGUUUUUCCCAUCAAAACUGAAUGGAAUUUUUGCUUUUAAGGGAAAUAGUUUUAUAGGUCUUUUGCUAUUAAGAAGAACUGUACAUGUUGAAUAGCGCUUCUGUACGAGAACUGAACUUUCAAAGGGAAGGGAAGGCUCCAUUUAAAGAACAUCCAUGAAUAUUUCAAGCAUGGUAUUUUUUUAAUACUUGCCUUCCUUUGGAAGACGUGUAGCCAAUCUAGUGCCCUUCAGUUGUUUUUGACUACAAUUCCCAUCAUCCAUGGCUACUGGCCAUGCUGGGUGGGGCUGAUGGAAGUUUUAGUCUACAACAUCUGGAGGCCACUGUGUUGGCUACCCCUGCUCUGUAAGCAUUCAUUUUUAAGACUUAGAGCUAAGAUUGCUUCAGAUGCUUUGAAAUAAUUUAAAACGUUUUGAGUAAAAAAGAGUUACAAUGGGUCGAAGUGAUAAGAACUAACAAUUGUUUAUAUUCCAGUGUUUUUCAUGAGGGUUCCUUUGCCCAUACUCUUAUAGGCAAGAGGAAAUGUGUUCUUUGUUACAUUUCUCUGGGCUUAACAGGAAUACAAUGUCUGGUAUCUCAGUGAACGAUCUCAGAUUUCUGCAUCUUUGCUCCAUUCGUUCUUUACUCUCUUAAUAUAUUGAAAGUGUUGAUAAUACCGCCUGAUGAUAUGGUAGUGCUUUAUUGUGAAAGGACAUGGGUACCUGAGGAUCUUGACCUUUAUCUAAGUAAUGAAGAAUCAUUUCUGCCCUAUUUAUACGAUUGCCACUAGAAUCAGUGAAAUUUUAAAACAUCCGGUUGUUCUGAUAAAAUAAUUAUAAUAAUAUAAUAAUAAUAAUAAAUUUUAUUUUUCAGCCGCCUAUCUGUCCGGGUUAGCGACACUCUAGGCAACGAACAACAAGAAUAAAAACAAUACAUAUAGAUCAACAUAAUCAAAUUUUAAGCUAAAAAACCAUUCAUUAAUUCAAUUAUAACAUAAGUUAAUCUGUCCCAAUCUUGUAGGCCUGCCUGAACAGCCAGGUCUUCAAGGCUCGGCGAUAGCUGGACAGGGAGGCAGCAUGUCUGACAUCGAAAGGGAGAGUAUGCUGUUUGCCCCAUUGAUUCUGAUCCUGAGCUCUGUGGAGCUCAGUAUGAAAAGGGUCUUUCUUGUUCUCUUAAAAUGUUAGGAUCUGCCCCAUGAGCGCAAUGAGAGUGUGUACAGAGAACUGCUAACUGAAGUGCAUAGAGAUGCUUGCAGUGAAGCUCUUUUAGUGCAUUGUAACUCCUAUAUGUACAACAAAGCCAUUGGACUGGAUCUGUUUCCAGUUCUUCAGAGUGGGGGAGACUAUAAAGAAACUUCAUAUUCUCCAUUCGCUCUGCAGAAAAAUUAUAUAUAGAUCUGUUAGAAAAGACACCAGUGGGUUGACACUAUGUAAGAGCUUGCCAACUCCAGGCAUGCCAAUAUGCCAUUAACAGCCAUACAGAAAGAAGGAUUUCUGAAUGGCACGACUCCCAUCACAAUACUAGGCUCAUGAAGAGAGUUACAUCUACUGAAGUUCUCAUGUUUCUCCUGCUGUUGCAGCUGCUAUUGCUGUUAAAACAUACAAGGUUUCCUUCAGAUCAGGAAGCACAAAUGUGUGUCUCAAUGUUAGGAAUGCAAUUUCAUUUGAAAAUCUUUCAUUGUUGUUGACAAUGUAUUUUGUGUGGAUUAUUAAAUGUUAAUUUAUGGCUAAGAAUAAGUGGUUAUUAACUUGAAGGUGUUUUAAAAACAUUUUAAUAGCAAAACAGGAUGAUACUAAUGAUAAAUUUAAUAGGACUGACUCUCUCCUAUGAUAUUCAGUGCCUCUGUACUUAACAAAUUACUACAUAUAGAAAUAUUUUUAGAACAAGGUGAAAUUUAUUUUAAUGAAGAAAACUGAACAUGCAAUUAAUGUGUGUGUGUGUGUGUAUAUAUAUAUAUAUAUAUAUAUAUAUCUUCUUUCAAAGUGGAGAUGCAAGUGCUGUUUAGAAUUUUUUCCUUUUAUAAUUAUGGACCUUUGAAAACAAUCGAGGAUUACAUGUGAGCCAUUAUGCAACCACUGAUGGAGACUUUCCAUGGAGGCUUCCAUCAUUGGAAAGAGGAAGGAGGCAAUUUUUACAAUUUUCCCCCUUCCCUCUUGCAGCACCACCUCCUAUGCUGAUCUGAAGGAUGUUCUUAUCCUCUGGAGCAUAUUGGAGGAUGCAAGGAACUGUAUGUAGUAGGAAGAAUCUGUGGAAAUUGCCUCCCUCCCCACUCCACUGAUGAAAGCCUCUGCUGAAUCAAAGUUCCUUCCAUCAGUGGAGGAACUACUAUUGGUACAACACUUCAUAUCCUCAAGGUGCCAUUUCAGUAAAAAAUUUGAAGGAGUUUGUUUCUUUUACAUACAGUACAGCUGAAUUUACACAUGUAUGUUGUGUACACCAAUUAAACUGAGACAUUUUAGUACAUGUGCAACUAUUUAAAAGAUAAGCUACAUCAACCUACAGUUGUUCUGAUCCUUCCAAAGAGAUCUAUUAAUGGAAACAACCUUUUGCACACUGCAGGGAGAAAAGAAACUGAUCUGGUCCUUAGUGUGUUACCAGACUUGUGUACCACCUGGCAGACAUAGUUUUCUAGAUCAGAGCUUCAAAAUAUCUGUUCUACCACAGUGACAUCUUAGCUUAAUAAUGAACUUCUUAAAAGAUCUUUUUUCUCUAUUUAAAAAAUUACGAUGAUUAAUGUCAAGUGUGUCUGAAUAGAAAUCAAAUUGCCUUUGUGUAUGGAAUUAUGGGAGAAAAGCAAAUCCCUUUUCUGUUUUUAUAGAUCAAACAUUUUAAAUAUGUGAGUUGCUUGAUUGCUAGAUAAUUCUUCUUUUCUUUUUUACAUGGACUGCCCUAUAGCCAAAGAAAUUACUUCUGCUGUCCCCAUUGAAAUAAUUGGCAUUUUCAAACUUUCAGCUUUCUGUUUUACCAGAAUGUGUGUGUGUUCAUCCAAAUACUUAUUAAAGAAUCUAAUGUAAAUAAGAAAUGCCUCAUGAAUUACUGUUAUGGUAUAAAUAUGUCUGUGUGGUUAGGACAUCUGUUUUGCUUUAUGUACACAUGAUGCGAAAAUCACUGUUGGCUGUGAUUGCCCACUUCAUGUCCAAUUAGCUUGAACAGAUGUAUAGUGUUGAUUGCACAGGAUGGAGUACACACUUCUUUCCUACAUAGAAGAGGUAUCCAUGUAGAAAAACCAUUACAUGAAAAGCCCCAGAUUACUUACUCUUAAUACCCAGAUUUUGAUGUCAUAUUUUUCUUUUCAGAUGGUGAUACAAAUUGUGUUUUUUUACUAUACUAUUUAGAAAAUUUAAAACAUAAUAGGUCAGAUCCAGUGUUUUCCUUCUGGAAGGGACUGUGAUGCAGCAGAAGCUCCUGUUAGAGGAAGGGAGAGGCAUUUUUUUAAUGAUUUCUCCCAUGCCUUCUCCUAUACUGCUCCAGAGGGUCACCCAUCUCUGAGGAAUAGCUUUUCAGAGGGUACAGGAGGAAGAAGGCAUGUCCCAUGAACAGAGUUCUGCUCACAGGAACUUUGGAUCCAAGCGAUUGUGGCUUUGUACAAAACACCCUCCUCCCAAUAGAACCUGCCAAGUGGAAAUGGCUGCUGGAUUAUAGCCUCCAGUUCCCUCUCCCCCAAAAUGUUUUAGCAGGUUAUUAUUUAAAAAAAAUCCCUGUGUAAUAUAUCUAUAUAUUUUCAGAGGAAAAAAUACAGUUGAAGAAACUGAAACUGUAUCUGAAAGUACCUGUAAAGAUGCUAACUGUUCUCUUAAAUGUCUCAGAAAGACUUCCAUCAUUGUUUUGUUUCUUUUAGUAUUUUACUGUGUUUAAUUAAAAACAAGUCAAGACUUCUUAAGCUUGGGAAGAAUUAUAAUUUCUGUGUACCCAUUUUUUAUUAUUAUUAAAGUUGUCACAUUAAUUUCCCAAGAAGAUAUACUGAGCAUAUUAGGGUCAUUGCUUAUGAUGCAAAAAAAUAUAUAAAUGUUUUAUUGAAAAGAGAUUUAAAAGUACUCAGGGCAGUGGUUUCUGUGAAAGUGCCUAUGGAAACGAAAGCCUUCCAGUGUCAAAACAUUUUCAAAAGAUAUUAUUGUGGAUAGAUAUUUUAAAUAUUAACCUUAUGUCUGCAAUUCAGGUUUCAAAACAUUACCUAUUCUUUCUUCAUUGACUGAAAAGAACGUUCCACAUGCUAUAUAAACUUCAACAUGCUGUGGUAAAAUAUUAAAGACUGGUGUGUGUAUGUGUGUAUACACAUAUAUACACACACAUUUACUACUUUUGCAAGGAUGAACAAACACGUGAAAUAGGUGAUCAUAUAUAUUGCUUUCUAUAAUUACUGCAGUCACAGCAGCUCUCUUUCUGGCCAUGACAAUUAUGGAAAAUGCUGCUAGUCAUAUGUGAGUGUAUAGCUCACAUAAACAUUUUUCUAUGUAAACCUGUACCUGAGGAUGGGUGGAAAGGUUUGCGUUGAGAAAAUUUUACUCUUUUCAAAAGAAAAAAAUGGAGUCUCAACUACUGAACAAGGGAUUAUAUUACUCUACCCUCAAAGUGUAUACAGAUGAAAAAUUCAGCAUUGUACCUUCCAGUUGUCACAAGAAUAUGGCCAGUAUGUGGGUGAAUUUCUUUAUUUUUAAUUUUUGUAAGUGUUCUGAUAUCUUGUCUUUUUUGUAAUAUUUGGUUGUUAGAACAUAGAA